Triticum turgidum subsp. durum (durum wheat) is the source of this 1905-nucleotide messenger RNA. The record is from the annotation of a GenBank genome assembly. Lineage: Eukaryota; Viridiplantae; Streptophyta; Magnoliopsida; Poales; Poaceae.
AUGCAGCAUCUUACACUUGCAGCAUCUCUGUCUGCUGCUGUUCUCUUUGCAUGCAUCCUGUAUGCUGAAAGUGCCGAUCUGAACUCCGACAAGCAGGCUCUUCUUGCAUUUGCUGCAUCCCUGCCCCAUGGCAGGAAGCUCAACUGGAGCUCCACAACACCUGUCUGCACUUCUUGGGUUGGAGUGACAUGCACACCGGACAAUAGCCGUGUACACACACUACGGUUACCUGCAGUAGGACUCUUUGGCCCAAUACCCUCGGAUACGCUUGGCAAGCUUGAUGCCCUGGAGGUGUUGAGCCUCAGGUCUAAUCGCCUUACUGUUGACCUCCCUCCUGAUGUAGGAUCUAUUCCUUCUCUUCAUUCCCUCUACCUGCAGCAUAAUAAUCUGUCUGGAAUCAUACCAACUACACUUUCAUCCAGCCUAACAUUCCUAGAUCUGUCCUACAACACUUUUGAUGGGGAAAUCCCAUUGAGAGUACAGAAUCUCACUGGACUUACUGCAAUCCUUCUCCAGAACAACUCUCUUUCUGGACCCAUCCCUGACUUGCGUCUCCCCAAAUUGAGGCAUUUGAAUAUGAGCAACAACAACCUCAGUGGUCCAAUACCACCUUCCUUGCAGAAAUUCCCAGCUAGUUCAUUCUUAGGGAAUGCUUUUCUGUGUGGGUUACCAUUAGAACCAUGUCCUGGAACCGCGCCUUCUCCUUCACCGACACCACCACCAUCAGUGCCCAGCAAACCCAAGAAGAGCUUCUGGAAAAGGAUCAGGACAGGUGUUCUAAUUGCAAUUGCUGCUGCAGGAGGGGUAUUGUUGCUUCUCUUGAUUCUUGUAGUCUGUAUAUGUAUUUUCAAGAGAAAGAAACACGCAGAACCAACCGCAGCUUCGUCAUCCAAAGGAAAAGCUAUUGCAGGUGGAAGGACAGACACCCCUAAGGAAGACUACAGCAGUAGUGUUCAGGAGGCAGAGAGAAACAAACUGGUUUUCUUCGAGGGUUCUUCAUAUAACUUUGACCUGGAGGAUUUGCUGAGAGCUUCGGCUGAAGUACUUGGAAAAGGAAGCUUUGGAACUACCUACAAGGCUGUUCUUGAGGAUAGCACCACAGUUGUGGUCAAGAGAUUAAAGGAGAUGGUGGUGGGGAAGAAAGACUUUGAACAGCAGAUGGAGAUAGUUGGCAGGAUUGGCCAGCAUCAGAAUAUUGUUCCGCUGCGUGCUUAUUAUUACUCCAAAGAUGAGAAGCUACUGGUGUAUGACUAUGUCCCAGCUGGUAGCCUUGCUGCUGUUUUGCAUGGGAACAAAGCUACUGGAAGAGCUGCACUGGACUGGGAGACGAGAGUAAAGAUAUCUCUCGGCAUGGCUCGUGGACUCGCUCAUCUUCACGCUGAGGGGAGCGGGAAGUUCAUCCACGGCAACCUGAAAUCGUCGAACAUCCUUCUGUCACAGAACCUGGACGGCUGCGUCUCCGAAUUCGGCCUGGCACAGCUCAUGACCACCCUACCUGCCCCUGCGCGGCUCAUCGGAUACCGUGCGCCGGAGGUCCUGGAGACGAAGAAGCCGACCCAGAAGUCCGACGUCUACAGCUUCGGCGUGCUGCUCCUGGAAAUGCUGACCGGAAAGGCCCCCCUGAGGUCCCCCGGCCGCGAGGACUCCGUUGAGCACCUGCCGCGGUGGGUGCAGUCCGUGGUCCGGGAGGAGUGGACCGCGGAGGUGUUCGACGUGGACCUGCUGCGGCACCCCAACAUCGAGGACGAGAUGGUGCAGCUGCUCCAGGUGGCCAUGGCGUGCGUGGCCGUCGCGCCGGACCAGCGGCCGAAGAUGGACGAGGUGAUCAGGCGGAUCGCCGAGAUCCGGAACUCGUACUCGGGGCCGGCGAGCCCGCCGGAGGAGACCGCCGCCCAGGCGCCGUGA